Molecule: messenger RNA, 2504 nt
Organism: Mesocricetus auratus (golden hamster)
Lineage: Eukaryota; Metazoa; Chordata; Mammalia; Rodentia; Cricetidae
Gene: Sike1
Product: suppressor of IKBKE 1
Exons: 5
Coding region: 83-706 (207 amino acids)
Source: RefSeq, a predicted model, not a curated record
CGCGAUCGCGCUGAUUCCCAAACUGGGGAAGGGCUGAGCGAAUCGCUGAGGCUAGCGGGCCGGGCGGGCGUCCUCGGCCACUAUGAGCUGCACGAUCGAGAAGAUCCUGACCGACGCCAAGACGCUGCUGGAGCGGCUGCGCGAGCACGAUGCGGCGGCCGAGUCGCUGGUGGACCAAUCGGCCGCGCUGCACCGGCGGGUGGCGGCGAUGCGGGAGGCGGGCGCGGUGCUGCCAGAGCAGUAUCAAGAGGAUGCACCCGACGUGAAGGACAUGUCUAAAUAUAAACCUCACAUUCUGCUGUCUCAAGAGAAUACCCAGAUUAGAGACUUGCAGCAGGAAAACAGAGAGCUGUGGGUUUCCUUGGAGGAACACCAGGAUGCUUUGGAACUCAUCAUGAGCAAGUACCGGAAACAGAUGUUACAGUUAAUGAUUGCUAAAAAAGCGGUGGAUACUGAACCAGUUCUGAAAGCUCACCAGUCCCACUCUGCAGAAAUUGAAAGUCAGAUUGAUAGAAUCUGUGAAAUGGGAGGAGUGAUGAGGAAAGCAGCUCAGGUGGAUGAUAAUCAGUUUUGCAAGAUUCAGGAAAAACUAGCUCAACUAGAGCUUGAAAAUAAGGAGCUUCGAGAAUUACUGUCCAUCAGCAGUGAGUCUCUUCAGGUUGGAAAGGAAAAUCCUGUGGAUCCUGCUUCCCAGCCCAUCAAAUAACUGAACUGAAUGCUGGCUGCAGACGGCCCGACCAGGAAAGGAGUGACUGCCUCUCCCUAAGAUGUGUCCAUUCACGUGUCUGCCGCAGACUUGAUUCAGUGUUGAUCAGAGGGACAAGAUGGCAGUUUGGAAUUGACACUUGCUGUUCAUUAUCCACAAAACAGUUUGGGGUACAUUAGUAAAAUAGAGGCGUCUCACCAUUCCUUUGUCAGAAAUUACGUUUAGUUUGACUCUGGGACCUGAAUUUAUAUAAACUAUUUUCAGUUCAUUUUUGUUUUUCAUAUCUCUGAAACUCCGAACAUUUUAUUAUAAAACCAGUGAUUUUAUUUUAUAUAGGAUUAUAAAAAUUCUAAGAAUUUUUUAGAUCAGACUUUUAAAAAGUACAUGUUUGGUGUAAAUCUGGAUUUCUUUUUCCACUUCAAAAGUAACUUGACUCCCAGAAGCAGACUGUCAGACCUUCUGAAUUACAUGACUCACCUGUGGAGUUUGGAUUUGCUCUGGUGCUAGGAGCUGGCACUUCGUGGUCAGGUGUCUUCACUCUUUUUGGCUUUUCAAGACAGGGUUUCUCUGUAUUGUUUUGGAGAUUAUCCUGGAACUCGAUCUUUAGACCAGGCUGGCCUCGAAGUCACAGAGAUCCGCCUUCCUCUGCCUUCCAAGUGCUUGGAUUAAAGGAGUGCGCCACCAACACCCGGCCAGAUGUCUUCACUCUUAAUUUAAGAGAAUCUAUUACUAGUCCCCAGGAAAUAUACUUGAAAACAAGUCACCUAGGUUUGGGUUGUUUCUCCUCCUACCCGUCCCCCCAAGGGUCACUCAGUCAUUCAGAGAAUUCUGAGGAACUUGGACCGGCCUCGUCAUGUACAGUCCCACGUGAGCACUUGAUUUAAAUGCCAACAGUUGCUUUUAUUUAUUUGAUCAAGUCGUCAGUUUUCCAUUUUGUUUGCCUAGGGAGUCUUCAGCUUAGGUGGUUUGCCAGCUAUGAAGAACAUAUCAGAUUUCCCCACGUCAUAGUUGAAACACAGCUGUGGUGUCGAAGAAUGGCAGGGCUUGGAUGGCUUACCACCCGCAGGAGUAAUCUACUAAUUCCUUUGUCAGCCUUCCCUGUCUUGGUUUACUCAAAUUUGUAAAUAAUUCCUUUUGCACUAUUUGUUUGCCCAAAAUGGCUGAAGAAGUAUUAAUGCUGUCAAUAUUUGCUGAUACUAAGCACCAUACCACAUGAGAAAGAUUGUCUUAAAGAAAAAGGGUCUAAUGUUUUAUGUGUUGUAAAGCUUCUUUGGUAGGUCAAAAGAACUAAUUCCAGCUAAAGCAACAACAUCUAUCCAGAAUGUUCUGAGUCCAUCUGAUCCCAGAAAUACCUGUGGACUUUAAUUAGAGUAGUGGGCAGCUCCAGCUGUAUACCUUGAAGGACCCCUAAGUGCCCGAAGUGUACUCCACAAGCCCCUCAGGAGCAGCUGACCUCUGCCACUCGUCAGCUGGCAGUCAGGGAAAACGGUCGUGUUAGCAGACAGUGUCUCAGCAGUGGACACAGUACACUUUAUCUGCCUUAUGUUCCUCUUUACAUCUUAGCCACUAGAAUCUGUUCCUUUUAGUCCUGGGGAUAUACUGAGCUUCCAGUGCCCUGUGUCAUAUAAAUUGUCUGGUGUUAAUGCUGUGAAGGUGAUACAAAGUAACAUAUUGAGUGGAGAAGGAAUGUUCUUCACUUUGUGUGAAGGUGUUAAUGUCUUUUGCAGUGGAUGGAAGAAUUUAGUGUAUGAAAUUUUAGUAUGAAAUUAUCUUUGCUAAUAAAAAUGUCUCUUGGGAA